Messenger RNA from Kockovaella imperatae, 1160 nucleotides. RefSeq names its product DNA clamp loader. The record is from RefSeq and is a predicted model, not a curated record. The coding region runs from base 73 to 1149 and encodes 358 amino acids. The transcript has 12 exons. Gene Ontology annotation, biological process: DNA-templated DNA replication; DNA repair. Gene Ontology annotation, cellular component: Rad17 RFC-like complex; Elg1 RFC-like complex; nucleus. Gene Ontology annotation, molecular function: DNA binding; DNA clamp loader activity; ATP hydrolysis activity. NCBI's taxonomy places the organism in Eukaryota, Fungi, Basidiomycota, Tremellomycetes, Tremellales, Cuniculitremaceae.
GAUGAGACUGCUGAAUAGACGACUCCCGUGCAAACCUCUGAGCACCUGCUGAGCCAAAGACUGGCCGACAAAAUGUCUCUGUGGGUAGACAAGUAUCGACCCCGAACAUUGGACGAAUUGCACUAUCAUGAUCAAUUAUCGGCUCGAUUGAGAUCAUUAGCGGCUUCGGGAGACUUCCCUCAUAUCCUCUUCUAUGGACCAAGUGGAGCGGGCAAGAAGACGCGAAUCAUGUGCACACUGCGCGAGUUGUAUGGACCAGGCGUAGAAAAGCUGCGUAUAGAUCAAAGGGUCUUCGUCACUCCCUCGAACAGGAAACUGGACGUCAAUGUAGUUCAGUCAAACUACCACAUAGAGCUCACGCCAUCUGAUGUUGGGAUGUACGACCGUGUCGUCAUCCAGGAUAUCUUGAAGGAGAUCGCUCAGACCCAGCAGGUUGAUUUGAACGCCAAACAGCGAUUCAAAGUCGUGAUCAUUAACGAGGCUGAUGCUCUCACACGAGAUGCUCAAGCAGCCCUGCGAAGAACGAUGGAGAAGUACAUGAACAACAUGCGGUUGAUACUAUGUGCUGGCAGUACGAGCAAAAUCAUCGCACCGAUACGAAGUCGAUGUUUGCUGGUGCGAGUCGCCGCUCCAACUGAUGAUGAGAUGUCAAAAGUCCUUCACCAUGUCGCCAAGAAAGAACGUUUCCAUCUCCCCGAUCCCGCCUCCGAUGCCAUUAUUUCGUCGUCAUCUGGAAACCUCAGGAAAGCUCUGCUCGUCUUCGAAGCCAUGAAGAUGCAACGGCCGGACCUAAGCGGUGAUCUGGAUGUGGCAAAACCGGAUUGGGAGACAUAUUGUGGGAAAGUCGCCGAUGCGAUAUUGUCAGAGCAGAGCGCUCAAAAAUUACUGGAGAUCAGGGGAAAGCUAUAUGAGCUGUUGAGCCAUUGUAUACCGCCGACGGUGGUGAUGAAAACUAUAUCAGAGCGUUUAGUCGAGAAAGUCGAUGAUGAAGUCAAGAAGCAGAUCGUGCACUGGACGGCAUACUAUGAGCUGAGAAUGCGGGUCGGGUCUAAGAAGAUCUUUCACCUCGAGGCGUUCGUAGCCAAAAUUAUGAUGGUCUACAAGAACUACACGCUGAUGGGCAUGAUGGAUGACAUUGACAUGUUUUGAUACAGGCUGGC